CUCCUUAAGCCGAGUAUCCACCUGUAUCCAACGCCCGUAUCGUAUCACCGUUCCGAACCCUUUUGAAUAGGCAGGCGUUGCCCCGUUGCAUGCAACGGCAUGCUGUGGCUCGGACAACAUUUCUUCGUUUCUUGAUAAAAACGGUUAGGCAAUAGGACUGGGCCACUACAGGCGAGGAGUUUCGUUUCGCUGUGUGCCGUUCCAAAGGAACGGAGGCAACGGACCCAUCCGAAAAAUUUCUUGGUUCUUUGCCGUUCCAUCGAAGGAAAGGUUCAUGCGUUUACACUUGACAUAGCGUUUCGUGCCGUUACUUGGGUUUCAAUUUAUUUGAAAUCUUGCGGUAUUAUUGGAUUCAUUUCAAAAUCGAUGAAAUUAUUUAUGAACUUAAUCUAAUUUAAUUUAGACAAAUUUUAUCGUUUAAAUGUAUUGAAACAGAUCAAUUAUCUUCGGCGAUACGCUGUUCAUAAAACAGCAAUGUUAAUAAUCAGCUGUGUCAUUAUUGAAAAAGGACAAUGUUAAUUUUGUAGAGAUUUUUCCGUUGCCGAGUAUCCGAAGUUCUAUUGGGCUGUGAUACGGAGGUGAAGGAACGGGCCGAUCCGAAAAUUGUCGGUUUUUUGCCGUUCAAAGGAUAGGUUCGGAGACCACUUGAAACGUAAAAGCAACAUACCCAGGCGAAGGCCCGAAAUGCUAUGUCAAGUGUAAACAUGACUCUUGAGGCACGAGAUCUGGAAUCUGGAAUCGGAUAUAUCAGUGAGAUAAUACUAAUGCAACGACUGAACUUUGUUAUUUUUCAUUUUUUUCUUAUAAAACUGUUACCAAGAUAUUUGUGACGUUUUUCUGAUUAAAAUGAUACCAAAUACGAUAUGGUUUGGACAAUUCUUAUUUAUAAUAGUAUUUCCUACAGUGUGAUUCUCUUGCUACGCAAGACAAAAGCCGUGCCGCAUAAUGGAACCCCUGCUGUUUGGAAAAUUGGAAAUGAUUUUUAUUACAUCUGAAAGUUAAAGGAGUAAAUUUAGGAAUCGGUUUAUAACUUAGAAACAUAAAAUAGGGAAAAAAUAUGUUAUUAUGACAGGGUUUCGAGUUUACUUAAUCCGUUUAUUACUCGAAGAGGUCAUCGUUUAUUACCCUUGUUGCUUUCAUUGGACUGGUACUACCUGUGUACCAUGCAAAUUCGGUACCUCCACGCGGACUAGGAGGUACCUUCGCGUUUGCAAAACGCAACCAAUCAGAAAAAUUACAAAUUUACCCCCGACGACGAAUUUUAACCAAUACAGGAAGUGGAAGUUUCUACACCGAAACCCCCACCACGAUUAGGAAGUUAUAUAUUUCUCAUCAAUACGGAGAAAGAUUAGUUGCCGUUUACACUGCAGUCACCAUGGAUUUUAGUAAGGCAGAAAUUCUCACCUUAAUUGAAGUGUACCGAUCCAAGAGUGUGUUGUGGGACCCCAAAAACUGCGAUUAUUUUAAUAAAUUAAAAAAAGAAGAUGCGUGGGAGGAAUUAAGCGCAGAAAUAGAAAAACCUAAAGCAAUAUGUAAAAAAAAAAUAGAAUACCUCCUCGCAGGUUUGAGGAGGGAAAAGUUGAAAAUAAAAAGAAGUGUUGGCACCGGAAAGGGAACACAAGAAGUAUAUAAAAGCCAAUGGUUUGCAUUCGAAAGUAUGCAAUUCCUAUGGGAUAAAAAUAAAUCUAGGAGGACAUUAAGUACGAUGGAAGAUGAAGUACAAAUCGUAAGUCCAGAGGCGGUAGAAGAUGAGGUGACAGAGCAGUCAUAUAUGGGGCAGAAUGUAGAGAUGCUUGGGGGAAGUUGUACAGUAUUAAUUUUAUUUCUGGUUUCGAGUUUACUUAAUCCGUUUAUUACUCGAAGAGGUCAUCGUUUAUUACCCUUGUUGCUUUCAUUGGACUGGUACUACCUGUGUACCAUGCAAAUUCGGUACCUCCACGCGGACUAGGAGGUACCUUCGCGUUUGCAAAACGCAACCAAUCAGAAAAAUUACAAAUUUACCCCCGACGACGAAUUUCAACCAAUACAGGAAGUGGAAGUUUCUACACCGAAACCCCCACCACGAUUAGGAAGUUAUAUAUUUCUCAUCAAUACGGAGAAAGAUUAGUUGCCGUUUACACUGCAGUCACCAUGGAUUUUAGUAAGGCAGAAAUUCUCACCUUAAUUGAAGUGUACUGAUCUAAGAGUGUGUUGUGGGACCCCAAAAACUGCGAUUAUUUUAAUAAAUUAAAAAAAGAAGAUGCGUGGGAGGAAUUAAGCGCAGAAAUAGAAAAACCUAAAGCAAUAUGUAAAAAAAAAA
Molecule: messenger RNA, 2299 nt
Organism: Osmia lignaria (orchard mason bee)
Lineage: Eukaryota; Metazoa; Arthropoda; Insecta; Hymenoptera; Megachilidae
Source: RefSeq, a predicted model, not a curated record